Messenger RNA from Lactuca sativa (garden lettuce), 1215 nucleotides. RefSeq lists its product as uncharacterized. The record is from RefSeq and is a predicted model, not a curated record. Lineage: Eukaryota; Viridiplantae; Streptophyta; Magnoliopsida; Asterales; Asteraceae.
AUGGGUUUUGGGUCCACGUGGUGUCGGUGGAUUAAGGAGCUUUUGUCGACUGGUAGGGCUUCUGUGCUGGUUAAUGGUUCCCCGACUGGUGAAUUUCAAAUUCACCGUGGGUUGAGACAGGGUGAUCCCUUAUCCCCUUUUUUGUUUAUUUUGGCUAUGGAGGGUCUUCAUAUUGCUCUAAUGAGGGCUCGUGCUGGGAAUGCUCUUAGAGGGGUCUCUAUUUCUGGAAUUGAGAUUUCACAUCUCCUUUAUGCAGAUGAUGUUAUGUUGAUUACUCCUUGGGAUCCCGAGAACGCCAAUCGUCUCCUUCGUAUCCUGAGAUGUUUUUAUUUAGCUUCUGGGCUUAAAAUCAACUUACUUAAAAGUAAAUUGAUUGGUGUUGGAAUUUCUUUUUCCAAUAUUCUUGUGGUGGCUAACAGGAUUGGUUGUGCAGCUUCUAUGCUCCCUUUUUCUCAUCUUGGUAUCCCGGCUAAACGUCUCUCGGUUGGAGGUCGUCUUACUUUGGUGAAGUCUGUCCUGGGCUCUUUAGGGAGUUACCUGAUGUCUGCUUUCCUUGCUCCUAUUUCGGUUUUGAAGGUUCUUGAAAGCUUGAGGGCAAGAUUUUUUUGGGGUGCUGAUAUUGAUGAGCGUCGCAUGCAUUGGGUUAGAUGGGACAGAGUUUUAACUUCCAGAGAUGAUGGAGGUUUGGGGAUUGGUAGUCUUUUCUCCUUUAAUAGAGCUUUGAUUUUUCGUUGGUGGUGGAGGUUUUAUCAUUGCCCUGAUCUUCUUUGGGUUAGAGUGAUAAAAUCUAUAUAUGGUUUGGAUGGUGCUUGCAGGAACUUAAGAUACCCUAUUAUUGGCCAUGGUUCUUGGAGAGGGGUCGUUCGAAUGUUUUCUCAGUUACGCCAGAAAGAUAUUGAUCUUCAAUCCCUUUGCCCUAUUAGAGUUGGCGACGGUACUCGCACUUCUUUCUGGCACGAUGUUUGGAGAGAUGAUAUGCCUCUGUCUGUCUCUUUCCCUAGAAUCUAUGCGCUGGAUCUACAUAAACAUGCUUCUAUUUCAGAUAGGUUGUCCUUGGGUUUGGGUAUUAAUACUCUUAGACGUGAUCCUAGAGGUGGAGCGGAACAGGAACAAUGGAGUACUCUUAUUCGUUUCUUACAAGAAUUCCAUCUCAGGCCGGUCCCAGAUAGACUUGGUUGGGUUAUUGAUGUGUCAGACAAUUUUUCUAUUUCUUAG